Messenger RNA from Medioppia subpectinata, 570 nucleotides. The record is from the annotation of a GenBank genome assembly. NCBI's taxonomy places the organism in Eukaryota, Metazoa, Arthropoda, Arachnida, Sarcoptiformes, Oppiidae.
AUGUUUGGCUCGAGUUCAGGCAUCGGUGCGGCCAUUGCUAUACAUUUGUCGAAUUUGGGCGCACAAGUGGUGAUCACCGGCAGAAACGCCGACAGAUUAAAAGCCAUUGCCGUUCAAUGCGAUCAGAAAUCAACGCAAGGUUUAAAAGCGCUUCAAGUGAUCGCCGAUUUGGACGACGAGAAUGACUGCAAACGACUGAUCGACAAGACUAUUGAAAGUUUCACCAAGAUCGAUGUACUCGUUAAUAAUGCGGCAGAGUUUAAUCGCAACAGUAAUAUACAAAACGAUGAUGCUAUACACAUGUUUGACAAGACAAUGCGAACUAAUUUGCGAAACACGUUUGUCUUAACACACUUUGCAGUUCCGCAUAUAAUUAAAACGAAAGGAUCUAUUGUCAACAUAUCGAGCGUAUCGGCUAUUAAACCGUUCGCAAACGCAUUGGCACACUGUAUGGCUAAGUGUGCUAUCGAUAUGUUUACCCGAAGUCUAGCCUACGAAUUGGGCCCUAAAGGAGUGCGAGUGAAUGGCAUUAAGUAAAUAACAUACACUGUACUGUAUAUACAGUUUGAC